Molecule: messenger RNA, 8976 nt
Organism: Pelodiscus sinensis (Chinese soft-shelled turtle)
Lineage: Eukaryota; Metazoa; Chordata; Testudines; Trionychidae
Source: RefSeq, a predicted model, not a curated record
UGUGCCAACCUGGGAAGCGCUCUCCCCCCCUGCCCCAGCCCGCUGCUGCCUCCGCCAGCGCUCGCGCGCCGGGAGCACGUGCACGAGCCCCCCGGCCUCGCGCCCCCUGCAGCUGGCGCCUCGCGGGGCGGGGACCCUUUGCAGCGCUGCUGCCGGAGCGCCCCGCCGGCCCCGCGCGCCCGCCCGGGAGCAGGGCAGCUCGCGGCCACCAUGAAUGAGAUGUCCAGCUUCUUGCACGUCGGGGACAUCGUCUCCCUGUACGCCGAGGGCUCGGUCAAUGGCUUCAUCAGCACCCUGGGGCUGGUUGAUGAUCGCUGUGUGGUGGAACCGGCAGCUGGAGACCUGGAUAAUCCACCCAAGAAGUUCCGGGACUGUCUCUUCAAAGUGUGCCCCAUGAACCGCUACUCCGCCCAGAAGCAAUAUUGGAAGGCCAAGCAAACCAAGCAGGACAAGGACAAGAUUGCCGACGUGGUGCUCCUGCAGAAACUCCAGCAUGCGGCGCAGAUGGAGCAGAAGCAGAACGACACGGAGAACAAGAAGGUGCACGGGGACGUGGUGAAGUACGGCAGCGUUAUCCAGCUGCUCCACAUGAAGAGUAACAAGUACCUGACGGUGAACAAGCGUCUCCCGGCCCUGCUGGAGAAGAACGCCAUGAGGGUGACGCUGGAUGCGACGGGCAACGAAGGCUCCUGGCUCUUCAUCCAGCCCUUCUGGAAACUGCGGAGCGCCGGCGAUAACGUAGUUGUGGGAGACAAAGUGAUCCUGAACCCUGUGAACGCUGGGCAGCCACUGCAUGCCAGCAACUACGAGCUCGCCGACAAUGCAGGCUGCAAAGAGGUGAACUCGGUCAAUUGCAACACCAGCUGGAAAAUCAACCUGUUCAUGCAGUUCCGGGACCACAUGGAGGAAGUGCUGAAAGGGGGGGACGUGGUGAGGCUGUUCCAUGCCGAGCAGGAGAAGUUUCUCACCUGCGACGAGUACAAGGCCAAACUCCACGUCUUUCUCCGCACCACCCUGCGGCAGUCCGCCACGUCCGCCACCAGCUCCAACGCGCUGUGGGAAGUCGAGGUGGUGCAUCAUGAUCCCUGCCGAAGCGGAGCCGGACACUGGAACGGCCUGUACCGCUUCAAGCAUCUCGCCACUGGGAACUACCUGGCCGCAGAGGAAAACCCCAGUUACAAAGGAGACGCCGCCGAUCCCAAGUCAGCACCCAUGGGCGGGGCCGUUCGCUCCAGCCGGAGGAAAACAGGGGAGAAGAUCAAAUACCGACUGGUGGCCGUGCCCCAUGGGAACGACAUUGCCUCGCUCUUUGAGUUGGACCCCACCACGCUGCAGAAGACGGAUUCCUUCGUCCCUCGGAACUCCUUCGUGAGGCUGCGCCACCUCUGCACGAACACUUGGAUCCAGAGCACCGACGUGCCCAUAGACAUCGAUGAAGAGAGACCCAUUCGACUCAUGCUCGGCACCUGCCCCACCAAGGAGGACAAAGAAGCUUUUGCCAUUGUCUCUGUGCCCGUGUCGGAAAUCCGGGACCUGGACUUCGCCAACGACGCCAGCUCCAUGCUGGCCAACGUGGUGGAGAAGAUGAACGAGGGCUUCAUCAGCCAGAACGACCGCAGGUUUGUGAUGCAGCUGCUGGAGGACCUGGUGUUUUUCGUCAGCGACGUCCCCAACAACGGGCAGAACGUUUUGGACAUCAUGGUGACCAAACCCAACCGGGAGAGGCAGAAACUCAUGCGGGAGCAGAACAUUCUGAAACAGAUCUUCGGGAUCCUGAAAGCCCCGUUCAAGGACAAGGGCGGGGAAGGCCCCUUGGUGCGGCUGGAGGAGCUGUCAGAUCAGAAGAACGCCCCCUAUCAGUACAUGUUCCGCCUCUGCUACCGGGUGCUGCGGCACUCCCAGGAGGACUAUCGCAAGAACCAGGAGCACAUCGCCAAGCAGUUCGGCAUGAUGCAGUCCCAGAUCGGCUACGACAUCCUGGCGGAGGACACCAUCACCGCCCUCCUGCACAACAACCGCAAGCUGCUGGAGAAGCACAUCACCAAGACCGAGGUGGAGACCUUCGUCAGCCUGGUGCGCAAGAACCGGGAGCCCAGGUUCUUAGAUUACCUCUCGGACCUGUGCGUGUCCAACCACAUCGCCAUCCCCGUCACCCAGGAGCUGAUCUGCAAGUGUGUGCUGGACCCCAAGAACAGCGACAUCCUCAUCAAAACAGAGCUGAGGCCAGUGAAGGAGAUGUCCCAGACCCACGAAUACCUGAGCAUCGAGUACUCGGAGGAGGAGGUCUGGCUGACCUGGAGUGACAAGAACAACGAACCCCACGAGAAAAGCAUCCGGCAGCUGGCGCAGGAGGCGCGGGCCGGCAACGCUCACGAUGAGAACGUCCUGAGUUACUACAGGUACCAGCUGAAGCUGUUUGCCCGCAUGUGCCUGGACCGCCAGUACCUGGCGAUCAAAGAGAUCUCCAAGCAGCUGGGGGUGGAUCUCAUCUUCCUCUGCAUGGCGGACGAGAUGCUGCCCUUUGACCUCCGGGCCUCCUUCUGCCACCUCAUGCUGCAUGUGCACGUGGACCGGGAUCCGCAGGAGCUGGUGAUGCCCGUGAAGUUUGCCCGGCUGUGGACAGAGAUCCCCACCGCCAUCACUAUCAAAGACUACGACUCCAACCUGAACGACUCCCGGGACGACAAGAAGAACAAGUUUGCCAGCACCAUGGAGUUCGUGGAGGAUUAUCUCAACAACGUGGUGAGCGAAGCGGUGCCCUUCGCCAACGACGAGAAGAACAAGCUCACCUUUGAGGUCGUCAGUCUUGCCCACAACCUCAUCUACUUCGGCUUCUACAGCUUCAGUGAGCUGCUGCGCCUGACGCGCACUCUGCUGGGUAUCAUAGACUGUGUGCAGAACCCUCAGCUGAUGAUGCAGAUGCCGUACAGUGAGGAUAUGGCAGGGAAGAACGUGCGGAAGUCCAUCCAGGGUGUUGGCCAGAUGAUGUCCACCAUGGUUCUGAGCCGGAAGCAGUCCAUCUUCAGCCCCCCGAGCCACAGCACGGUGGUGGCCUCUGAGUCCACGGACCGGGAGAGAACCAUAGACAACGAGAACAUCGUGGUGAUGGAGACCAAGCUGAAGAUCCUGGAGAUCUUGCAGUUCAUCCUGAACGUGCGCCUGGACUACAGGAUCUCCUACCUGCUCUCCGUCUUCAAGAAGGAGUUCAUCGAGGUCUACCCCAUGCAGGACAGCGGCGCCGACGGGACAGCGCCAGCCUUCGACUCCACAAACGCGGCGAUGAACCUGGAAAAAAUAGGCGAGCAGGCAGAGGCCAUGUUUGGGGUCGGGAAGUCGAGCAGCAUGUUAGAGGUGGACGACGAAGGGGGGAGGAUGUUUCUCCGUGUGCUGAUCCACCUGACCAUGCACGACUAUCCCCCGCUUGUCUCCGGCUCCCUCCAGCUCCUCUUCAAACACUUCAGCCAGAGGCAGGAGAUGCUGCACACCUUCAAACAGGUCCAGCUCCUCAUCUCAGCGCAGGACGUGGAGAACUACAAGGUGAUCAAGUCCGAGCUCGACAAGCUGCGCACGAUGGUGGAGAAGUCGGAGCUCUGGGUGGACAAGAAGGGCAGCACCAAGGGCGAGGACGCAGGAGAAGGGGCCAAGAAGGAGAAGAAAGAGCACACUACAGAUGAGGAGACCAGCAUCACCGAAGAGAAGAGCAGUGAAAAUUACCAGAUAGUCAAAGGGAUCCUGGAGCGGCUCAAUAAAAUGUGCGGGGUGGGCGAGCAGGUGCGCCGGAAGCAGCAGCGCCUGAUGAAGAACAUGGACGCCCACAAAGUGAUGCUGGACCUGCUGCAGAUCCCCUAUGAGAAGGGCGAUGCAAAGAUGCUGGAGAUUCUGAAAUACACCCACCAGUUCCUGCAGAAGUUCUGUGCCGGGAACCAAGGAAACCAGGCCCUUCUGCACAAACAUCUCAACCUGUUCCUCACCCCGGGGCUCCUGGAGGCCGAAACGAUGCAGCACAUCUUCCUGAACAACUACCAGCUGUGCUCGGAGAUCAGCGAGACGGUGCUGCAGCACUUCGUGCACUGCCUGGCCACGCACGGCCGCCACGUGCAGUACCUCGACUUCCUGCACAGCAUCAUCAAGGCCGAGGGCAAGUACGUCAAGAAGUGCCAGGACAUGAUCAUGACAGAGCUCACCAAUGCUGGGGAUGACGUGGUGGUCUUCUACAAUGACAAGGCGUCUCUGGCCACCAUGCUGGAGAUGAUGACAGCAGCCCGGGAGGGGGUGGAAGAGAACAGCCCCCUCAUGUACCACAUCUCCUUGGUGGACCUGCUGGCCGCCUGCGCAGAGGGCAAGAACGUCUACACGGAGAUCAAGUGCACGUCCCUGCUGCCGCUGGAGGACAUUGUGCGGGUGGUGACACACGAGGACUGCAUCACUGAGGUGAAGAUGGCCUAUGUGAACUUCGUCAACCACUGCUACGUGGACACCGAGGUGGAAAUGAAGGAGAUCUACACCAGCAACCACAUCUGGACCCUCUUUGAAAACUUCAUCCUCGACAUGGCCACGAUGUGUAAGAAGCGAGAGAAGCGCCUGACGGACCCCGCCCUGGAGAAGUACGUGCUCACUGUGGUGCUGGACACUAUCAACGCCUUCUUCAGCUCCCCCUUCUCGGAGAACAGCACCUCCCUGCAGAUGUGUAAGAAGCGAGAGAAGCGCCUGACGGACCCCGCCCUGGAGAAGUACGUGCUCACUGUGGUGCUGGACACUAUCAACGCCUUCUUCAGCUCCCCCUUCUCGGAGAACAGCACCUCCCUGCAGUGGCGACGGAGCGCCUCCAGCUACAAGGCCACCACGCGGACCUUCCCCCGCGUCUCGGCCAUGCCCAACCAGUGGGACUACAAAAACAUCAUUGAGAAGCUACAGGAAAUCAUCAACGCUCUGGAGGAACGGUUCAAACCCCUGGUGGAGGCGGAGCUGUCCGUCCUGGUGGACGUGCUGCACCGCCCAGAGCUGCUCUUCAUGGAGGGGACCGAUGCCUACCAGCGCUGCGAGAGCGGGGGCUUCCUGUCCAAGCUGGUCCAGCACACGAAGGACCUGAUGGAGAGUGAGGAGAAGUUGUGCAUCCGGGUCCUGAGGACGCUGCAGCAGAUGCUAAUGAAGAAGAACAAAUAUGGGGAGCGGGGCAACGAGCUGAGGAAAACGCUCCUGGGUAACUACCUGCAGAACAAGAAGUCGAGUUCCAAAGGGGAGAUCGUCGACAUGACCGGGGGCGGCCAAGACCAGGACUGGUCAGUCAUUGCUGCCAUCCAGUGCCGGCUGGACAGGGAAGGGGCCACCAAGCUUGUGUCGGACCUCAUCAUGAACACCAAAAAUGAGAAGAUUUUUCAGGAGAGCAUCCUCUUAGCCAUUCGGCUGUUGGACGGAGGCAACACAGAGAUCCAGAAAUCGUUUUAUAACCUGAUGAUGAGUGACAGGAAGUGCGAGAAGUUCUUUAAAGUGCUGCAUGACCGCAUGAAGAAGGCGCAGCAGGAGACCAAGUCCACGGUGUCGGUGAACAUGAGCGACAUUGGGAACAAGCCCCAGGAGGACAAAGACGCCCCUGACCCUGGCACCAAGGGACGAGGGACGCUCAUGCUGUCCCACCCCCCAUCUCGGCACCCCAUCGCCCUUGGGUUUCGAAAGGGCCACGAUGCUGGGGAGCGAAGCCAGAACAACGAGAUGGGACUGUCGGUCUUGAUCAUGGAGCCUAUUCUUCGGUUUCUGCAGCUGCUCUGUGAGAACCACAACCGGGACCUCCAGAACUUCCUCCGGUGUCAGAACAACAAGACCAACUACAACCUGGUGUGUGAGACGCUGCAGUUCCUGGACAUCAUGUGCGGCAGCACCACGGGGGGGCUGGGCCUGCUGGGCCUCUACAUCAACGAAUACAACGUGGCCCUUAUCACACAGACGCUGGAGACCUUGACGGAGUAUUGCCAGGGGCCGUGCCACGAGAACCAGAGCUGCAUCGUGACGCAUGAAUCGAACGGCAUUGACAUCAUCACGGCCCUGAUCCUCAAUGAGAUCAGCCCCCUCUGCAAGUACCGAAUGGACCUCGUCCUCCAGCUCAAGGACAAUGCCUCCAAACUCCUGCUGGCCCUGAUGGAGAGCAGGCACGACAGUGAGACUGCCGAGCGGAUACUCAUCAGCCUCCGGCCUCAGCAACUGGUUGAUGUCAUUAAAAAAGCCUACCUCGAGGAGGAAGAGUGUGAGAACUCUGAGGUUUCCCCCCGGGAAGUCGGGCACAACAUCUAUAUCUUGGCCUUACAGCUGUCUCGGCAUAACAAGCAGCUGCAGCACCUCCUGAAACCAGUGAAGCGAAUCCAAGAGGAGGAGGAGGAGGGCAUCUCCUCUAUGCUCAGCUUACACAACAAGCAGCUGACUCAGAUGCUGAAAUCGACGGCUCCCGUUCAGGAGGAAGAGGAGGACCCGCUGGCCUAUUACGAGAGGCACACCUCCCAAAUUGAGAUUGUGCGUCUGGACCGGAGCAUGGAGCAGAUCAUCUUCCCAGUGCCCAACAUCUGUGAAUUCCUUACCCGGGAGACCAAAUACCGGCUGUUCACCACUACGGAACAAGAUGACCAGGGCAGCAAAGUCAGUGACUUCUUCGACCAGUCGUCCUUCCUCCACAACGAGAUGGAGUGGCAGAAGAAACUGCGCAGCAUGCCGCUGAUGUACUGGUUCUCCCGCAGAAUGACUCUCUGGGGAAGCAUUUCCUUCAACCUGGCUGUAUUCAUCAACAUAAUCAUUGCUUUCUUUUACCCAUACGUCGAAGCCACCUCUAUGGGAGUGCUGGAUUCUCCCUUGAUAUCCCUGCUUUUCUGGUUUCUGAUCUGCUUCUCCGUCAUGGCCAUGUUUACCCGGCGCUAUGGCAUCAGGCCGCUCCUUGUGGCAUUGAUCCUGCGAUCAAUCUAUUACCUAGGGAUUGGGCUCACGCUGAACAUCCUGGGAGCUCUCAAUCUGACCAACAAGAUUGUGUUCGUGGUGAGCUUCGUGGGCAACCGGGGGACAUUUAUCCGGGGCUACAAGGCCAUGAUCAUGGAUAUGGAGUUUCUCUAUCACGUGGCCUACAUUGUGACCAGCAUCCUGGGACUCUUUGUACAUGAACUCUUCUACAGCAUCUUGCUCUUUGACUUGAUCUACCGUGAAGAGACCUUGUUUAAUGUCAUAAAAAGUGUGACGCGGAACGGGCGCUCCAUCCUGCUUACCGCCCUCCUGGCGCUCAUCCUUGUCUACCUCUUCUCCAUUGUGGGUUUCCUCUUCCUGAAAGAUGACUUUAUCAUGGAGGUGGACCGGCUGCCUGACAACAAGUCCAAAGAUGGCCCCUUGGGGAUGCAAAAGAACAUGGAGGCUUUUAUGGAGUCAUGCAGUGGUGACAAAAUUAGCUGCUCUGCUGUGCCUGAUGUACUGAGAGAUGAUGAUGAGGAUAAGUCAGAGCGUGCCUGUGACACACUGCUCAUGUGCAUCGUCACGGUGCUGAACCAUGGCCUGAGGAACGGAGGGGGCGUGGGCGACAUUCUCAGGAAGCCAUCCAAGGAUGAGUCCUUGUUCCCUGCUCGGGUUAUCUACGACCUCCUCUUCUUCUUCAUUGUCAUCAUCAUUGUCCUCAACCUCAUCUUUGGUGUCAUCAUAGACACCUUUGCUGAUCUGAGGAGUGAGAAGCAAAAGAAGGAAGAAGUUCUUAAGACGACAUGUUUCAUAUGUGGUCUCGAAAGGGACAAAUUUGAUAAUAAGACUGUGUCCUUCGAAGAGCACAUUAAAUAUGAGCACAACAUGUGGAAUUACUUGUACUUCAUUGUGCUGGUGCGAGUGAAGAAUAAGACAGAUUACACCGGGCCUGAAAGUUACGUGGCACAAAUGAUAAAGAACAAGAACUUGGACUGGUUCCCCCGGAUGCGAGCCAUGUCAUUGGUCAGCAACGAAGGAGAAGGGGAACAGAACGAGAUCCGGAACCUCCAAGAGAAACUCAACUCCACUAUGAAGCUGGUGUCUUACCUCACUUCACAGCUGAACGAGCUGAAAGAGCAGAUGACAGAACAAAGGAAGCGCAGACAGCGGUUGGGUUUUGUGGAUGUCCAGAACACCUUGAAUCACUGAAGCACAAGAAUACAUCAGCUUUGCUAACUAAGUACAUGUUAUCAGCUAACGAGGAUGUUUUCACUGGAGUCUGCAUCUAGAUCUCAUCUUCAGAAGCCGGACCAAAGCCUAGACUGUUACUGCUGUAGGGCUCCAGUGCCAGCCUUUUCCUUCUUGAUUACAUCUCUGCAAACUUUUUGCCCAGCAAGAGUCACGAACAACUUAGUUACCAGAUUUCUUCACAGUACCUGAACCCACAAUUUAUCCUAAUGCCCUCAAAGGAAGGUAAAUUAUUUGGGACUUGAGUUCUUCAUUGCAAUAACUUUUUAUUCUGUAACAUUAAUUCUUUAUCUCCACACACUACACUUUGGUGGCUAUGCCCAUCCAGAAAGGAUAGCAUUAAUAUUGUUACUAGCAAUGAUAGGGUUGCACUAUAACUUAUACCAAGUAGGCAGCAGAAAGUCCAUUACAGACAUGGUACUUUGCAAGCCACACAUCUUGUUCACAGUACCUCACAACACUGAUUUUCAGAAUCAUUUUAAGAAUUCCAUCUGUCACUGAUGAGCAGUAAAUUUAACAAGAUGUAUUGACAGUACAAUACAUCUGAUGAAGAUGAGCAACAGCUAAGCUGUUGCUAACUUGACACUGGUCUUUUAUCUUCUGUGGAUGGACUUUAUAUGGGAAAUUGCAGGUCUACAGCAGUGCACUGUGAAGAGGUAUUGUUUUUAUUUUCAUCUCUGGUGUGAUGUUUUACAAACUUUUUAUUUUGUUGUUACUUAACUAAUAUGUAAAUUGCCUUAACUAAGUUAACACAAAAUCAAGUCAGUAAAAGCUGAGAUGAGGUUCAAGAGCCUCCUCUCAACAAUGGGA